Cetraspora pellucida is the source of this 654-nucleotide messenger RNA. NCBI's taxonomy places the organism in Eukaryota, Fungi, Glomeromycota, Glomeromycetes, Diversisporales, Gigasporaceae. The record is from the annotation of a GenBank genome assembly.
AUGUCCUCUGAUAUUAAUUCUGAAGAAACGCAAAAAAAUACCCUAGCAAAUUCAAUACCCAUAAAAUCCGAAAAGCCCAUUGAUUUAUUAGAAGAAAGUAAAAACGACAAAAAUUUCGAAAAAUGGCGAAAAAGUUUAAUGUGUGAAAAAUGGCGAGAUGAUUUAACGAAAAAUAGCGCAAUUGUAGUAUUUAUGCUAAAAAAUUUAGAGGACGCAGGAUGUAAACCAGAUAAAAAACAUUUUAAAUGCCUACCAUGUGACAAUACACGUAGCGGAGGAUUUUCUCCUGAUCACGGUAUAAUGUUGUGUCAAAACAGAUUUUAUAGUAAACGUCAUGUAGAAGAUACAAUGGUACACGAAAUGAUACAUUUGUAUGAUCAUUGUCGAUUUAAAGUGGAUUGGAAUAGUUGUUACCACCAUGCGUGUAGUGAGGUUCGAGCUGCUGCUUUGAGUGGUGACUGUAAAUGGACGCGUGAAAUUAAACGUGGAUUUUUUAACUUUACGAAACAACAUCAGGCUUGUGUAAAGAGACGUGCUAUACUCUCUGUUCAGAAAAACGCAUCUUGUUCAUCUCCUGGUGUAGCGGAAAAAGCGGUUAAUGAAGUUUUUGAAAGUUGCUUUAAUGACACACGGCCAUUUGAUGAAAUUUAUUAA